This is a messenger RNA of Styela clava, 2665 nucleotides long. RefSeq lists its product as uncharacterized. The record is from RefSeq and is a predicted model, not a curated record. Lineage: Eukaryota; Metazoa; Chordata; Ascidiacea; Stolidobranchia; Styelidae.
CAAAAUUCAUUGCAAAAAACAAUUGCGAAUACUUCAUCAUUCCUCCGGCAUUUCAACACGUUAGUGAAAUACUUUGCGAACAAAAAGGAGGAGUUCUUGCGGUUGAUGCAAUAAAUAAUGGAAACAACCUCAAGAAACUUCUAUACCAUUUUACUCAAAAUGGACAAAUACUGACUGGUGUUUUUACGGGAUUUGAAAAAAUGGAAACGAAUUUUUUAGCACGCGGAGUCGCUAUAGACGUGUCUGGACCGGCGGCAAAAUGGUCACCAGGCCAUCCAGGAGACGUUUCGGAGAGUUGUGUAAUGGCAAAAUUAACUCCUGAUUGGUUCGACUACGGCUGGCUUGAAGAUGUUUCUUGCCAGCAGCUUCUACCGGGAUUGUGCGAAGUAUGCCGUUCCAUAGAACCUUCAAACGAGCAAACGUGCAAAAGUGGUAAAGUCUGUACAAUUGAGAACACGAUUUGUGUAGUUCAUGAAGGAAGCUGUUUCGAAGAAUGUGUGUGCGCAAAAGGUUACAUAUUUGAUCCUGCAAAACCAAUUUGCGUCCAAGAUAAUGCAUGUGACAGCGUUACUUGCGGACUAAAUGCGUGCUGUGUUUUUGACUCCAAUCUGAAUCGACCCACAUGUAGGUGCGAAGGGGACUAUCUACCCUCAAGCCCUAAUGAAGGAGAUGACUGCAGCUAUCCUUCGUGUUCUGCCCCAAGUUGUGGGAGCAACGCAAUUUGCGUUCGGAAUGUUGACACAUACCAAGACGAAUGUAUAUGUCUGGACAAUCAUAUACCCAAUCCUGCAACGGCAGGAGCAUGUGUUCAAAAUCCAUGCGCAACAGGAGGACUUAACUGUGGAGCAAAUACCAAAUGUUGUAUAACAAACCCCAGUACGGCAUCUGGUGAAUGCUUAUGUGACGAAAGAUACUACUACGUAACUGGAAGCACGACGGAAUGUUUUGAUCCAUGUGACAAUUCACUCAUCACAUGUGGAACAGGUGCAAUUUGUGUUGUAGAUGUGAGUGAUAUUUCUCUACCAAAAGGUGUUUGCACAUGUCCGACGAAUACUAUUACGCUUACGACUGCUGCCACUGGUGGAUGUAUCACCGACAAAUGCUCAAAUGGAGAUCUUCCAUGUGAACCUAAUUCACAAUGCCUCGUCAUAAACAGAGCCACAGGGAAACAAGCAUGUGUUUGCAAAGAAGGAUUCUACAAGAUCGCCGAUACUGAUGAAUCAGGAUGUUUUGAUCCGUGCGACGGUGUGAGUUGUACUGGAGCAUCUGAGAGUUGUGUGAUUGACUUUGGUGGGGCUACACCGGCAGGUGUGUGUGUAUGCAACGUGAAUUACAUUAGGAACUUUGAAAAUAACUGCGUUGCUGACGCAUGUGUCACAUUAACAUGUACUAACGGUGUUUGCGGAUUCAAUAAACCUCCAUCAUUUUCACAAGGAUGUGUUUGUAAACGUGGAUUUGGAUUCAAGAUUUCUUCCACUACUGUGUGCGAAGCAUGCCCACAAACAAAAUGGGAAUUCCCAAGCAGGAGUGUCAAUGAUUAUAUAAAAGUCAAUGAUCCAGAAGGUUUGAAACAGUUGAAUGCACUGACUUUAUGUGCGUGGUUGACCCCACCGUCUGGAAUGAGUUUUUUAGAAGGAUCUUUAUUCAGUCAUGCAACCAGUGGAUCAAACGAUAAAUUUAUGGUGCAAAUAAAAUCGUCUAGGCAGACUGUGUUUCUACAUUCUACUGCAAAUGGCCUGGAAAGGGUUGACUUUGAUCUAAGAAUUUCGAAACGAAGUCAUUUGUGUUAUGUGGUUGCAAGAGAGCUAUAUUAUGUGCAAUUGUAUUUAGACGGCAAACUUUUUGAUACAGUCCAAUACGACAGUAAUGAAAGCGACCCCGCGGAAACAGGGCAACAGGCAAUCGUAAUCGGUCAAGACCAAGACAGUAUCGGGGGCGGAUUUGAAGCAAAUCAGGCUUUUGAGGGGACCAUAGAAAAUCUAUUAGUAUACGACAGAGUUCUAAAACGCGAAGAGAUCAAGACUAUGGCCGCUGAUUCCUGCUCUUGCAUAACUGAUUAUUACUUAACUUUGGAACAAAGUAAGGUGACAUCACACGGUGGAGUUAUACAGGGCACUCCAGUUUCCUGUACCUGAAUGAAUUGAUUCAAAUCCAAAUUGAGUUGAUGGAUUUUAUUGUAUAAUCUGUGAUAGAUCGAAUGCAUAUAUAUCAUUCCAAAUUUUUAUUUUUUUUAUUUUAAACAAGAUACUUUCACUAUUGUGUUUUGCCCGAAGCUUUUUGUUGGACAUGUGACUUACUUAAACCAAUAAUUCAAUGUUAUACUCGAGACUAAUUUUACAUUGGCUGACAGAAGUAUCAACAUUCAAAUUACCAAUAUUUGUCAGUGGAACGCACCUGACUCAAAUAUUUGGACAAAAUUCAUCAUUGUAGUUCUAAUGAAUUUUUUGUCAUGUAUAUAUUAUGUUUUUGAAAAAUCUUGAAUAUUAAAGAGUAUUUCGGUGAUGUAGUUGACAAUAUCUUUCAGAGUUAAGAAGUAACUGAUUAUAUUGUGGAUAUAUUAUUUUUAUGAUUCAAUAUGUAUGUUUGAAAUGUCAAAUUUAUUUCUCCGUAUGGCACUUCAAACACCAUUUGCACCAAUUUGCAGAUCGCAACAAAUGAGAGACGU